CUUUCUUCGGUUCUGCUUCUUCUUCAGCAUCGAGAAACUACUUGUUGAGUGUCAGAAAGAGCUAUCACACAUUUCUACGCACGCACCGGAUUACCCACGUCAUCAAACCAGGCGGUCAUCCUAGAACAGUGCUUGCACGCUCAUAGCUUAAACCUGCAGCGAAAAUGCGCCAACUGAAGGGUAAGGUCAAGGAGACACGAAAGCAGAAGCAGGAGCGCAAGCUGGACAACUUAGAGAUACAGGCCAAGAUUCGCACCGUGGUGCUUCCAGCGGUUGGUGUGUUGGCGCUUCUUCUGGUGAUGUUCGUCUACAUGAAAACGCGACCCGCGGUUCUUGCAUGAUCGGAAAUGAUUGGAGUACUAGCCCUAAGUUGUAAAUUAAGAGCCACAUUUGUGGGGAGUGCAAUGCAAUUGUUGUUAACCGUGCACGCAUAUAGCUUUAAUUGUAAAAUAAAUAAAUUGUGUUUCGUCCAGCAA
This is a messenger RNA of Drosophila serrata, 476 nucleotides long. Its product is annotated as single-pass membrane and coiled-coil domain-containing protein 4 homolog. Lineage: Eukaryota; Metazoa; Arthropoda; Insecta; Diptera; Drosophilidae. The record is from RefSeq and is a predicted model, not a curated record.